Poeciliopsis prolifica (blackstripe livebearer) is the source of this 1031-nucleotide messenger RNA. Its product is annotated as matrix remodeling-associated protein 8-like. Gene Ontology annotation, biological process: positive regulation of T cell proliferation; negative regulation of T cell proliferation; T cell costimulation. Gene Ontology annotation, cellular component: external side of plasma membrane. The transcript has 5 exons. Bases 57 to 1031 code for a protein of 324 amino acids. NCBI's taxonomy places the organism in Eukaryota, Metazoa, Chordata, Actinopteri, Cyprinodontiformes, Poeciliidae. The record is from RefSeq and is a predicted model, not a curated record.
GUCAGAGGUGAUCCGCUGCUGGGAUCCGAUGGACGACUCUCUGUUCUGAGAGGAAGAUGAUGAUGAUGAUGAUGAUGAUCCUCCUGCUUGUUUCCCAGCAUGCACUGGGAGGAGUGGUGGAGGUCAAUGAGGGGGCGGAGUCUGUCCUGCUGCCCUGCAUCUACUCUGGUCAAAUACCUGAAGACAAUCCGUUACUCAUCUGGACUCGCAGUGACCUCAGUCCGAACUCCGUCCACCUGCAGAGAGAAAACGGCGACGAUCUUCAGAACCAGAACCAGCGUUUCAGGAACCGGACCUCCAUGAAUCCUGACGCUCUGGACACUGGAAACUUCAGCCUGACUCUGAGGAAACCUGAGCAGAUUGAUGGAGGAAACUACACCUGCAGCAUCUCUAAUGGAAGAGAAGAACUGAACCUGAAACAGAUUCACCUGAAGGUCAAAGCUGAUCAGCAGGAGGUCGAGGUCACUGAGGGGUCAGAUUCUGUCGUCCUGCCCUGCACAACAUCGUCCCGCCUUCCUGAGGACACAUCAGUGGAGUGGACCCGCUCAGAACCAGAAUUUAUGAUGGUUCACUCAAGCAGCAACCAGAGAAACCAGGACGGAUUUUACCGCGACCGAACAGAGAUGGACCAAGAUUUCCUGAGGACCGGAGACGUCGGCCUGACCCUGAGGAAUCCCACACACAGAGACGCUGGACGCUACGUCUGCACCGUCUACAGAGACCAGGACGUCCUGAGACACACGCUGGUUCUGAAAUAUGUACAGAAAGAACCCUUUCCAUCCUGGGCCACAGCUCUGCUGGUUCUGCUGGUUCUGGUUCUCAUCGUCUCUGCAGGAUUUUUAUAUCAUUUUAAAGAUUUUUUCCUGCCAGCUCCACAGGUGCAGGUGGAUUCAGGGUUAAAUCUGUCCUGCUGCCCUGCAGAACCAACAUUUACCUGCCAGGUGGCGCCAGAGUGGAGUGGAGAGACGGAGAGAACAAGACGGUCCAUGUGUAUCCGAGCGGUUCUGAUGAUCCUGAAGAACAGAACCUGA